AUGUGGUGCCGUAACCAGCAGCUGUGCUCGCCAUCACCUAGUGGGGGCUUCGCUUGCCUGACCAGUAUGCUCGCAGACGACUUCAGCUGUGAUGACCCAACGACGGGCUGCGGGUUCCUGUUCACGAGCUUGGUCAAAGCAGCUCUGGAGGCAGCUCCGGCGGGCGCGAGCGGCAUCCUGGCCUUCAUCAACCCCAACUAUGACCCACCAUUAGCAGCGCAAAACUUGGAAGCCUGGGUCGCCGGCGCGGGCUAUCAGGCAUCCAUCAUCACCUACUUCCAGAGCGCGACAAGGGUGGCCAGUCUUAAUUUUAGCCAAUAUAAGCUGAUAUUCAUUCCCGCGGGCGCACCCAUGGGAGAAUUCGGGGGUGGCAUGACGGAUAUCCUUAAUGAUGCCCUGACAGCCGUCCAGGCGAAGAUUGCCGCAUUCAUCAGUGCAGGUUAG
Volvox carteri f. nagariensis is the source of this 444-nucleotide messenger RNA. RefSeq lists its product as uncharacterized. The transcript has 4 exons. NCBI's taxonomy places the organism in Eukaryota, Viridiplantae, Chlorophyta, Chlorophyceae, Chlamydomonadales, Volvocaceae. Bases 1 to 444 code for a protein of 147 amino acids. The record is from RefSeq and is a predicted model, not a curated record.